This is a messenger RNA of Psilocybe cubensis, 414 nucleotides long. RefSeq lists its product as uncharacterized. The record is from RefSeq and is a predicted model, not a curated record. Lineage: Eukaryota; Fungi; Basidiomycota; Agaricomycetes; Agaricales; Agrocybaceae. The coding region runs from base 1 to 414 and encodes 137 amino acids. The transcript is spliced from 2 exons.
AUGAAGGAAGUUUCGACUGUAUCUGUAUGCUCUCGUACGUGUACCCAUUCAGCGGCGUCGCAACCGCCAACACCUCACCUCAGCUGGUCUCCCUCGCCCUCGCCAUCAAUCAUUGGUUCUCCUCGCCGUUCACGAUCCGUGCUGUCCUUAGUCAACACAUCCAACACUAAUCUUCCUUCGGCGUCUGAAGUACCUCCUACGCCAACUCAGAGUUCUACUUUUGGACGACGUCGAAAGAUUGUUGAUGAGGAUGACCUGGCCACCAAUCAGGUUUAUGGUGGACCAGCAAAAGAUCGUCUGCUUCUAGCUCCCGGAGAGCUGGCAGAAGAAAUUCGUGGCUUUCAAGACGAGUUUGGACCUGGAUGUGGUAGGCUGGUUUGUCGCAAAUGUUGUUAUGAAGAUGUUCCCAGGUAA